CUGAAAGCAGAACAGACAGGCUGUGCCAUGGAGGUCCUUCAAAAUUUUCUGCUGAUGUUCUGGGAAGUAUGUGGCUGUAUCGUUCGAUCAGCAAUGCGAUGGGUGGUCAGACCCAAACAAAAAGACGUCUCAGGUGCCAUCUGCCUGGUGACCGGAGCUGCCGGUAAUGUUGGGAGACGUUUUGCCCUGGAAUUUGCCAGGAAAGGGGUACUUGCACUCGUACUGUGGGAUGAGGACAGAGAAGGGAUGGAGGAAACGGUGCGCCUGGUGAAGGGUCUGGGGGUCCGCGCUUACCCCUACACCUGUGACGUGAGCCAGAAGAAUGAAGUCUACGCUACGGCCCGCAGAGUGCAGCGAGAGGUGGGAGACGUCGCCAUCUUAGUUAACAAUGCCAGCAUUGUACCCGGGGAGCAAUUCUUCCAAUGUGAGGAUGACGUUAUUGAGAGGAGGAUGAGGAUGAACUGCCACGCUCAUUUCUGGAUGGUGAAGUGUUUCCUUCCCCGGAUGAUGGAGAAGAAGAAGGGGCACAUUGUCACCGUGUCCAGCCAUCUGGGACUUGUGGCAGCGCCAUACCAGGAGGAUUUCUGUGCCAGUCAGUUUGCCGCAGUCGGCCUCCAUGAAUCGCUCAGCCAUGCUCUGAAAUCCAAGAACAUUGAUGGAGUGAAGACAACCCUGAUCUGCCCAUAUCUCACCACCCACACAUCUACGGACACCCCCUCAAUCAGACCGGAAUUAGAAGCUUUUUUUUCAUCGACAUCUCAGGAGAGAGAUAUCAGGAAGGCUGUCGGAGGGAUUCUCAGUGAACAGGACAUGGUCUGCACUCCCAGAAUCCUCUAUUUUGCUGCUCUUCUUAAACAUGUUGUGCCCUGGGAGGUGCAGCUCCUCUGCUACAAGUUUCUAGAAGGAGAAAAAAGGACACAGUGACUCCAUCAAUACCUUUUCCAGAUGUUUCCACCCAAGCUUACCCGUUACUCAAAAUAUGAAUUUUAUCCUCUAUUACGAUAUCCACGAAUACAUCUUAUUUUAUAUUUUGUAGACACUGAAAAGCAGAUUAUGUGCCCUUUUCUGUACCAUGAACAUUUAAUAAAAGAUGU
Molecule: messenger RNA, 1094 nt
Organism: Rana temporaria (common frog)
Lineage: Eukaryota; Metazoa; Chordata; Amphibia; Anura; Ranidae
Product: retinol dehydrogenase 10-like
Exons: 5
Coding region: 28-924 (298 amino acids)
Cellular component (GO): lipid droplet
Molecular function (GO): oxidoreductase activity, acting on the CH-OH group of donors, NAD or NADP as acceptor
Source: RefSeq, a predicted model, not a curated record